Molecule: messenger RNA, 2046 nt
Organism: Alternaria rosae
Lineage: Eukaryota; Fungi; Ascomycota; Dothideomycetes; Pleosporales; Pleosporaceae
Product: nucleolar GTP-binding protein 2
Exons: 4
Coding region: 235-1818 (527 amino acids)
Cellular component (GO): nucleolus
Molecular function (GO): GTP binding
Source: RefSeq, a predicted model, not a curated record
GCCUGGUCUGCUUGUGACGCUUCCGAAAGAUGCAUCCAGGACACAGAUGGAUCAGUUUCCAUCUGGGUUGUUGGAGGGCGUGAGAGUUGAGCAUGGCCAGGGCCGCGGGGGUGGGGCCAAAGCUAGCUAGGCGGACACAAGCGGCAGAACAUUUCACGUGCCGAACUUUUUCUGGAUCGCCUCGAUAUUUUCUGUAGACGAUUGCGAUAACAUACACCACGCCAACAAUUCAAUAUGAAGGUCGGAAAGCCAAAGUCGAAGCGCGUACCCGUGCGGUUACGGCACAAGAUCGAGAAGGCUUCAGCGGCGAAGCAGAAGAAGGCGAAGAAGCUAGCGAAGAAGGACCCGACGUGGCGCUCAAAGACCAAGAAGGAACCCGGCAUUCCCAACCUGUUCCCCUACAAAGAUAAGAUUCUCGCAGAAGUGGAGGAGCAGCGCAGGAGGAAAGAAGAAGACAAUGCGCGCCGACGCCAGCUAGCGAAGGAGCAACAACAGAAGGGCGCAACCGCCGAGGAUGCCAUGGAGGAUGACGAAGAGUUCGAGCAAUUCGAUGCUGAAGGCGACGAACUACUUGCCGAUGACAGCGAAGACGAGGACUCGAUGCAGGUGGACAACAAGUUCAACCCUAUGGCAGCUCUCCUGGCUUCCGCAAAAGCGCGCGCCGCGGAAUUCGAGAAGAACGAUGACCCGGAUGCUAUGGAAGACAGCGAAGACGACGAAUCGGAUGGCGAUGACGCAGUCAAGGUCCGCAAAGAUGCGUCAAGAAAACAGUUCGACAAGGUGUACAAGCAGGUUGUCGACGCCGCGGAUGUUGUGCUGUACGUGCUCGAUGCUCGCGACCCAAUGGGAACACGAUCGAAAGAGGUGGAGCAGGCAGUCAUGGCAGCCGACCGUUCAAGCAAGCGCUUGAUAUUCAUCCUCAACAAGAUCGACCUGGUCCCACCGCCGGUUCUUCGCGCAUGGUUGAUUCAUCUACGUCGCUCAUUCCCUACUCUUCCUCUACGUGCAUCCAAAUCUGCGCCGAACGCGCAAACCUUCGAGCACAAGGACCUCACAAUCAAGGGAACAUCCGAGACACUCUUCAAGGCUCUCAAGACGUUCGCUGAGUCCCGUCAGUUGAAGCGCUCAGUCCAUGUCGGAAUUAUUGGAUAUCCCAACGUUGGCAAAUCAUCCGUCAUCAAUGCCCUGACAUCGAGAGUAGGCGGCAGGGCUGCUGGCUGUCCUACUGGUGCUGAGGCGGGAGUUACCACCAGUUUGCGCGAAGUCAAGAUUGACAACAAGUUGAAACUUAUCGACUCCCCUGGUAUCGUUUUCCCCAACACCGAAGGUUCUAAGGAUAGCAAAGUACAACAGAAGGCGCGCCUCAUUUUGCUGAACGCCGUACCCCCGAGAGAGAUUGACGACCCCGUUCCCGCUGUCAGUCUGCUCAUCAAGAGACUGUCGUCUUCGGAGGAACUAUUCUCGAAACUGAUGGCAGUCUACGAUCUACCUCCUUUACACACUGUGGGCAACGACAGGACGACCGACUUCUUAGUUCAGGUAGCAAGGAAGAGAGGCCGGCUGGGCAAGGGCGGUGUACCCAACAUGCAUGCCGCGGCACAGACUGUCAUUGUUGACUGGAGAGAUGGUCGUAUUCAAGGGUGGACCAGCCCUCCCAAGUACACACCUGCCGAGCCUUCUACCACCAAGACUGCACCAGCUACGAAGGGCGGACUUGUUGGCGAUCAGAAGGAGAUUGUCAAGGAGUGGGCUGCGGAGUUCAAGCUUGAUGGUCUUUGGGGUGAUGAUUCAAAUGAUACAGAGGCUAUGGAGGAGUAGGCAGCUUGUAUUGACUGUUAUGGCGAAAUGGCGUUCGUAAGGCUAUAGUGCUAGUGUACUUGACUCGCACAUAGGAAAAAGCUCCGACUAGAUAUCGGGCCUAACAAUGAUAUAUGUUCUUGAAGGCAAUCUUACAUUCCUGAUCCUAGACAUUAUAGAGCCUUCCGAUGAAAGCCUUGCGAUGAGCGUGGGUGGAUCGUGUACCGCUACUGACCGAAUAAGUCCUGC